This is a messenger RNA of Lasiodiplodia theobromae, 987 nucleotides long. RefSeq lists its product as uncharacterized. The coding region runs from base 1 to 987 and encodes 328 amino acids. Lineage: Eukaryota; Fungi; Ascomycota; Dothideomycetes; Botryosphaeriales; Botryosphaeriaceae. The record is from RefSeq and is a predicted model, not a curated record. The transcript is spliced from 2 exons.
AUGCAUCCUACGCCCGCCAAGCUUGUCGCGCUGCUGGCCGUCACCGCUCAAUGGUCCGGCGUCGCUGCUGGUCCGAUUGAGAAAAGAGAUGACUCCACCUUCUCCGGUACAUCAACCGCCCCCACAGCCGCUCCUGUGGAGACCAUCAGCACUGAGAUAGUGAGCCGACCGACUAUCACUGGCGUAGCUCCCACUCUAUCACCAAACGCAUCAAGCUCCCUGGCCCCCAGCGGCGAUUUCCCGAUCUGUGAUUUCAGCAUUGCAAAGCCGUUCUGCCUGCCGACCAACAACUCGGAAGUCUACGUCGGUGAGCGCUACUACGUGACGUGGAAUCCGCACUAUUUCAAGCCCAAUUCGACCGUCAAUAUCCUGCUCAAUUGGUUCAAUGAUACGAACAGAAAUGUGUGGGCAAGCGGGCCCAUGCAGAGCAAGUUUGGCGUCACAGCUAUCGACAUGAAACAAGAAUGGCUGCAAGGUUAUACAGCCUACAACCUCACUUUCUUCGCACAACACUUGGACGCUGCCGCUGGAACUACCGCAAUCGUGUACGAUGGUCCAACAGUGGAGCUCCAGGCAAAACCUUCGAGACAUCUGGAGCCACAGGAGGCCCCGAAAUCGGCCCGUGAAAUGGGACUGAAGGUUGGAGUGCCGGUUUGCUUGGGAUUCGCGGUCCUCGUCGUUGUCGGGUUGGCAUUUGGAAUGCGUAAGCACAGGCGCAUUGGCCUCGGUAACGUCAUGGGUCGCAAAAGAGGCUACGGCAGCCGUAAAGCGCGGUGGCAGCGUUUGGGUCGUGGUAAAGCUAGCAAAAAGGAUGAUCUCUUGCAGGAACAUGAGUUGCUCAGAUCCGGGGAAUACCAGGAUGACCCGCUGGCGCAACGGAAGCUCUCGAGCGAUUCGAGUUUGGACACAGCUGUGGAAAGGCCAUCGGAUGAUCGAAAUGCGUUCAGGGAGGAGAUGGAGAGACAGAAGACGGGUAGCCGGCAGUGA